Myxocyprinus asiaticus (Chinese sucker) is the source of this 2648-nucleotide messenger RNA. RefSeq names its product fibronectin-like. NCBI's taxonomy places the organism in Eukaryota, Metazoa, Chordata, Actinopteri, Cypriniformes, Catostomidae. Gene Ontology annotation, molecular function: protein binding. The coding region runs from base 1 to 2484 and encodes 827 amino acids. The transcript is spliced from 9 exons. The record is from RefSeq and is a predicted model, not a curated record.
AUGGCUGAGGCCCUCUCGCCCUGCAACUGUCCCGAAGUGGUACUUGGCACUCAUGUUGGAAGCGCUUAUGGGUUCCCGGUUGAGCCGUUAGAUGCAGCAGAGGAGCAGUAUUUUCUUCUAUCCAGUGGCACCAAUAACACCAAUGGCACCAAUGGCACCACAUGGGAUGAGGCAAGGUUCUACUGUCAGGUCUGUUAUAAAGAAAUGGCCACCAUCAAUAGUAGAAAUGUCCACCUUAUCGUGCAGAACCUUAUUUCAGACUACUGGAUUGGACUCCGCGAGAGCUUCAAUGGCUCCAUACCAUGGUCCAGGUGGUCCAAUGGGGAUCCUGUUACAUAUCAGAACUGGUACCCUGGUCAUCCUGUGCUGAAGAAAAUAAUUCCUAAAUGUUUCUCAACUACACAAACUCCUCUGUCUACACCAAUGACUACCCCAAUGACUUCUCCUGAGACAACUUCAAUGACUUCUCCUGAGACAACUUCAAUGACUUCUCCUGAGACAACUACAGUGACUUCACCAAAGACCUCAUCAAUGACUUCUCCAGGGACCUCUUCAGUGGCUUCUACAAUUAACAAAACAGUGGACUACUGUCCUCUACUGACAGAAAUCCUUCUGUGCCUAAAUAUGACAUUAGGUGAAUUGGAGGUUGCAUACGAUGUUAGCUCUCCUCCUCAAAGUACAUCCGUUAAGCCUCAGACUGUCACAUCUAGUGACACCCCUAGUACCACUCCUAGUUCCACCCCUAGCACCACCCCUAGUACAACCCCUAGCACCACCUAUAGUACCACCCCUAGUACCACUCCUACAUUCACCCCUGAUACCACAGCAUAUGGCACCACAGACAGCCCUUGCAGCACAGAACCUGAAGUUCCUGAUGAGUAUAUUGAGGAUGCUUGUGUGGCCCUUCUCAGCUUUGGCAUGUGGAAGGAAAAACAGUGCUAUGAACUUCUACCUUUCAUCUGUUAUGAUGAGCGUUUCUUUGGGAAAAUAAACAUUGAUAAUGUGACCACGCAUGAAAGCUUUCUGUACUGGAGUGCGGGACCCGGCGAGAACAUCAGCCACUACAGAGUGGAAGUCACAGGGGACUAUAACCAGACUUUUAAUGAGACUGGCCUGUCCAAACAAAUACUGAAUCUCACAGCAGGAACACAAUACAAUGUCCAGGUGUUCCCAGUGAAGUGUGGCAGGGAUCUCAACCCUCAGAAUGUCUCCUUCUACACCUGGCCUUCUGGUGUUGGUGACCUGAAAGUAGUGUGUGUGACAAAUGAUAGCGUCAAACUCAACUGGACUAAACCAGAAGGCAACCGUGACUUCUACUCAAUACAAGUGUCAGACAAAUCAGAAAGCCAAAAGUUUAAAACUGAAGAGAGUGUCAUUAAGGGUCUUAUACCAGGCAACAAUUACAUUUUCACAGUAAGAGCUGUAGUGAAUAAUACUACUAAUGGUGUGCCAAGCAACAUUUCUGCUUACACCAUGCCUUCACAGGUCUCAGGCCUAAAAUCAGCAGACAAUGACAGUUAUGUCAUAACAGCCUCUUGGGACCAAAUUGUCGGCAACACAUCGGGUUAUCUUUAUUGUCUUAAUGAAACCACUCAGUGCAUUAACUGCAGUGUGCAUCAUAACAGCCCAGAUUGCACUAACUGCACCAUUAUUACAGACAAGCCCAUACAAGUGAGUGGUAAAAUACCUGGCACCAGAUAUUAUCUCUGUGUGGCAGCACUAACAGACAAUAACACCUUACAAGGACAAAUGGUUCAAAUCAAUGCAUACACAUGUCCAAGUACUGUGAGUAUUACUUUGACCCCAAAUAGCCAAACCAUAAGUGCCAGCUGGACAAUCGAAGGGAAUUAUAAAACAUUCAAUGUUAGUAUCAGAGAAUCAGCUGACAAUAGGACUGAAAGCACUAAGAAUGAAACCACUACGGAGUUGCAUUACAGUUUUACUGGGCUAAAGGCAGGAGUGAAUUACACCAUCACGGUUGUCACUCUUCUAGAGAAUGGACUGCCAAGCGAUCCUGCUAUAAAAUCAAUUUAUACUAUCCCUACUAGCCCUGGGCCAGCAACGGCCAUUGCUUUAAACAGUACUGCCAUAAAUCUGACCUGGGAAGCUCCAAAGGAGUCAUUGGGAGCCUCAAAAAUUAAUUAUUAUGUUACAUAUUCAUCUAAAUAUUGGAAUGAAGGCAAGAACACAACUGUAGAGAAGGAAAACAUCACUUUUAAUAAUUUAAGAUCAGGAACAAGGUAUAACUUCAAUGUCUACGUUGUGGCUGGUAAUCUGACAAGUAAUCCAGUCUAUGCUUCUGAAAUGACAGUGCCUGAAAAGAAGAAAUUGACCUUCACAAUGUUGUGCACCACUGGAACUCCACUUUACUGUAGUAACGACAUGACUCAGAAUGCCACAAUAACUGAGCUGAUGAAGUAUAUUGACAAAAACUUUAAUCGCAGUGAUAUCCACUGGAUCCUUAAAUCGAUAAACAGGAAAUGAUAAUGCCAUGAUGCCUACAGCAAAAACUUGGUUUGUAAAAACAAGCUGUCUGACGAUAAAACCAUCAUAGGUUUUCCUUGUUGUUUUAAUUGUAUGGCUUAACAAGCUAACUAAUAUUUACAAUUUAUAUUUAACUCUGACUUGGCCCAUUCUCAUGCUUUGAG